Molecule: messenger RNA, 3478 nt
Organism: Capsaspora owczarzaki ATCC 30864
Lineage: Eukaryota; Filasterea; Ministeriida; Capsasporidae
Exons: 4
Coding region: 56-3334 (1092 amino acids)
Biological process (GO): interstrand cross-link repair
Cellular component (GO): nucleus
Molecular function (GO): 5'-3' exonuclease activity; flap-structured DNA binding; 5'-flap endonuclease activity
Source: RefSeq, a predicted model, not a curated record
CUUUGUUUCACACAAGCUGAGCUGUUGAGUGUUCAAGCAAAACACAGAGCGACGAAUGCGGCGGCAGCGCUCGCUGUCCCCGUCUCGCGAUGACCCGCAUUCAAGCAGCAACCUCUCGUCUGACGCUAUCGCAGACGAUCUGAUUGACCUGACGACAUGGCCGUCGCCCGACCCAAAGCGCGUGUGCAUGUCUCUGCGUGAAACAACACGCUCCGCUGCAAGUCCACCCAGCAGUGCCGCCACGCGAUUGCUCUCCGGCGCCUCAAGUGUCUCGAGUGUCUCAAGUGUCUCAAGUGUCUCAAGUGGUUGGAUGGGCACGUCAGGCCAUACGCAUCCGUCGGCGCUCACCACACCAACGCGGCGUUCGCUCGCUUUGCCGCGCGUUCCAAUCUCAAGCUCCGAAACCACAACCGCGGUUGAGCGCACUUCUCAAGACGACCACUCGUCAGUCGCUCCUCCCAGUGCUGUGGUUACACCAGUCAGGACGAACACGGCUCCAGUGUCAGACUCGAGCGUGCGCACUGCUCCAUCACAAUCACGCGUGGCCAUUCGCAGUAGUCGGACUGAUGACGGAUUGUCGACCACCUCCACGCCCUCAACCAGACGUGCUGCAUCCGCACCUGCAGCCGCAGCGAGGCGGCCGUCAUCUCCGCCUUCUGGGAUGGUCGCACAGCCGGCUGCGUCUCCCGCUGGCCCUGCCAAGUCGCCGAUUUCAAGUAUUGCGCAUCGCUUGCUCGCUCAGCCUGCCGUCAAGAUGACGGAAUGUCCCGCGUGCUCGCGCCAAGUGCGCCUUGCUCUGCUCAACAAGCACCUGGAUACAGACUGCGAGUCGAGCGAGCAAGCACGACUGCGGCGACAACGAGAAGCAGAGAUGGAAGCGGACGCCAAAUCUUGGCUUUCCUACAUGGGAGAGGGCUUGGAUGGAGCUGGCGGGCAGCAUCGCCAACAGUGUAGUGUAUGUCACUCUUCAGGAUGUCUCGAGGAGUGCACAGGUGAGCGUUGGACGCGAGAGCUGCUCGGAAAGAUUGCUGCGCACAAACUUGCAAGCGAAAUUGCGGUGCCCCAAGAGGUCUUGGAGCAGUCAUCAGUCCCCAAUGAGAAAGCUGGAGAUGUGCAGUCGCUCCAAGAUGUACCAGCUCCAACCGAUGCGACUGAGGUGCCCCAAAAUGACACCACCACUGCGCGACCUCGUUACUACCAGCGCGACUUCCUCCUGGUCGUUCGCGACAUUUGCUCCAGCUCCCACUACGAACUGUGGUUUAAUGAACUCGAGCGACGGCUAGUUGGCUGCUUUUUCGGACUGUCUGAUGCGUCUCAGAAGCUCUUUAUUCGCAUGUUCAAUCGCAAAGCCGGCUGGUUUCGUGCCGCCAAAAUCGAGUAUGACGAAAUUCCAGAUGUUCCCGCUGCACUAAGCGAGCUGACGCAGAAUUCACUUGUCACGGAUGAUUCUGCAUUGGAGCUGGACGAAACAUUGGAUUUGCUGGAUUUGGGCGAUUUGAAAACCCUCUGCUCCCACUUUCGUUUGCCCGCACCUGCUCAGCUGACCAGGAAGGGUCGGAUUGACGCCCUUUUUUCAUUCUGCCAGACGCAACGAAGCGUGCUAGGUGAGAGUCCGCACGGCCGCUUGCUCCGACAGGCCAAGCUACUAUGCGGACACGCGUUUCGGCUCAGCCCAUCGGCCAAGUCGCUGUUCCGGCGAAUGCACAUUGUCUUUUUCAAGGUCACUACCAUGGAAGAAUUGUCCUUCCCCACACUGCUCUUUACAACCAAAGGUCUAGUGUCGUUUCCCAAAGUCACGCUCGAUAUGUCCGUCCCGCUGUAUGACUCGCGCGAGCAUCUGGCCCUGUUUGAAGAAUUUCUGGACGCCGAAAGCCAGAUGGAAACGAUUGUGAUGAGUGGCGGAUCCCUGGAGGAUAUUCGACCCUUCUACGAGCGUGCUUGGCAGUAUGUUCAACGCGUUCUCGACUCUCCCAAAGUUCCAACGACAGCCACCGCCGCUCUGGAAGCCAGCGCGAUCCGACCUCCUUUCGUCGAAUUGUUUCACCCUGGCACCGUGUGUCUCCGUAUUCUGGCCAUGUGGACGGAUGCAUUGGAACGACAGCGACGAUUUCCGGAGGCGGUUCAGCUUUUGCAAUGGAUGCUCGCCCAACGGCGAUUCUGCACCGAUCAGCGUGGAAAGUGGUACGAUCGGCUUGCGCUGGACUUGGAGCGGCAUUUGGCUCGACCGUCAGAUGCGCUUGACACGUGCCAGCGCGCGAUUCGCGAUCCCUUUGUGCGUUCUGGGCAUCUCCUGGCCAUUCGGCAGCGGGCCGUCCGUCUCUGCAAGAGCAAAAACUAUCCGCAGCUGCACCAUCGCUUGUCGGAAUUUGCCCGCGUCCAGUUGUUCGGGGCCGCAGUGGUUCAGAUUGCAGCGACCCAGAUUGAAACCGAAGAUUCGGAAGCCGCAGCGCGGGGUGCGCAGGGUUUGUCGUUUGUCCAGCAGCGCGCAAAUCGCUUGCUCGAGCGGCUGCACUCGCCGUUUCGAGUCUACCGACAAGACGUCUCGAGUAGUGGCACUGCGGAAUCAAAAAGCGGUGACGUGACGGAAGAUGUGAUUGACUCGUCCGCCUCGAGCAGCGACGACGACGACGACGAGGAGCAUGAUCAGCAUGCGCCCAUUCGCACCAAAAGCAAGGCGGGACCUGGUCGUGUCAUCUACCUCAGCGCUGACGGCGACGGCUUGUGCGAUGUGGAGCAAACUGCACUCAACCAUUACGCGAGCACGGAGGGCUGGAAGGGAGUCCAUGGCGAGAAUGGCAUUGUGACAACCUUGUUUGGCCUGCUGGUGUGGGACAUUCUCUUUUGGGAUGGCGUGCCGGGGGUGUUUCAAUCGCGGUACCAAGCUGCCCCGUUGGAUUUGCGGACGGACGGAUUUUUCCGUGCUCGACGGUCCUUGCUGAUGCAUCGCAUCCACGCGCUCGCCACGGGUGUCAUCCAACCAAGCGACCUUGUCGCGCUCCACUGGGACGAGCAUUGUGGCGAAACCUGCGUUGCCGUUCAAUGGUCUGCGUACUCGCGACAAGAUUUGAUGGACAUGGCCAGCUGCCUUGGUGGUCAAGUGCUGGCUGGAAUUUGCGAUGUACUGGCGCGUGACUUUCGACAUCGCGCUGGAGGGCUGCCCGAUCUUCUCCUGUGGGAUCCGAGUCGCCGAGCUGCUCGUUUUGUGGAAGUGAAGAGCGAGAACGACAAGUUGGCGCACAAGCAGCAUGUUUGGAUUCAUGUUCUCCGAAUGUUAGGUGCCCAAGUGGAUGUUUGCAAGGUCAAGAGCCACAAUGGUCGCUCACUUGGCAAGUGAACGGCACAAGGGGGGGCGAUAAGUUAUGAAGUUGAGGUUGCGGUAGAAAAUGGGGGGAGGGGAGAGUUGGGUUGUAUUAGUUUUUGCACAUGUGCGCAUGUAACCUUGAAAAAUCUAGCGUGUAUUAUUUUUGAAGAGCAACAA